This is a messenger RNA of Haliaeetus leucocephalus (bald eagle), 3580 nucleotides long. RefSeq names its product dynamin 1 (gene DNM1). The transcript has 22 exons. NCBI's taxonomy places the organism in Eukaryota, Metazoa, Chordata, Aves, Accipitriformes, Accipitridae. Gene Ontology annotation, molecular function: microtubule binding; GTP binding; GTPase activity. The record is from RefSeq and is a predicted model, not a curated record. Gene Ontology annotation, cellular component: cytoplasm; microtubule; membrane.
AUGAAAAGGGAAGGAAACAAUCAUUCACUUAUCUGAAACUUCCUGCUUCAUUUCAGGGACUUUCUGCCACGUGGAUCUGGCAUCGUAACCAGACGCCCGCUGGUCCUGCAGCUGGUAAACGCCAGCACAGAAUAUGGUGAGUUCCUACACUGCAAAGGAAAGAAAUUCACUGAUUUUGAGGAGGUCCGUUUGGAGAUUGAGGCUGAAACAGAUCGUGUUACUGGCUCCAACAAAGGGAUUUCUCCUGUGCCCAUCAAUCUUCGAGUCUACUCUCCCCAUGUCCUGAACCUGACCUUGGUGGAUCUACCGGGUAUGACAAAAGUCCCAGUGGGGGACCAGCCCCCUGACAUCGAGUUUCAGAUCCGAGAUAUGCUUAUGCAGUUUGUCACCAAAGAGAAUUGUCUCAUCCUGGCAGUAUCCCCAGCCAACUCUGAUUUGGCCAAUUCUGAUGCCCUGAAGGUUGCAAAGGAGGUGGAUCCUCAAGGGCAACGCACUAUUGGAGUUAUCACUAAGCUGGAUCUUAUGGAUGAAGGAACUGAUGCACGAGAUGUAUUAGAAAAUAAAUUACUUCCUCUUCGUAGAGGUUACAUUGGUGUAGUCAACAGAAGUCAGAAGGACAUUGAUGGCAAGAAGGACAUUCAGGCAGCUCUGGCUGCAGAGAGAAAAUUUUUUCUCUCCCACCCGGCCUACAGACACAUGGCUGAUCGCAUGGGAACCCCGUACCUGCAGAAAGUAUUGAACCAGCAAUUGACCAACCACAUCCGUGACACCCUGCCAGGGCUGCGGAACAAGCUCCAAAGCCAGCUUCUCUCCAUUGAGAAGGAGGUGGAGGAGUACAAGAACUUUCGCCCUGAUGACCCUGCUCGCAAGACCAAAGCUCUGCUUCAGAUGGUCCAGCAGUUUGCCGUGGACUUUGAGAAACGCAUUGAAGGCUCUGGAGACCAAAUUGAUACCUAUGAGCUGUCAGGAGGAGCUAGGAUUAACCGCAUCUUCCAUGAGCGUUUCCCCUUUGAACUGGUGAAGAUGGAGUUUGAUGAGAAGGAGCUGCGGCGGGAGAUUAGCUAUGCCAUCAAGAACAUCCAUGGUAUCAGAACCGGUCUCUUCACACCUGACAUGGCCUUUGAGACCAUUGUGAAAAAGCAGGUGAAGAAGAUUAAAGAACCUUGCCUGAAAUGCGUGGACAUGGUCAUUUCGGAGUUAAUCAAUACCGUUAGACAGUGCACCAAGAAGCUUAGCCAGUACCCUCAUCUGCGUGAGGAGAUGGAGAGGAUUGUUACUACUCACAUCCGUGAAAGAGAAGGCAGGACCAAAGAUCAGGUCAUGCUUCUAAUAGACAUCGAGCUGGCUUACAUGAACACAAACCAUGAGGAUUUCAUUGGCUUUGCCAAUGCUCAGCAGAGGAGCAGCCAGAUGAGCAAGAAGAAGGCAGCUGGCAACCAGGAUGAGAUCCUGGUCAUCCGAAAGGGCUGGCUCACCAUCAAUAACAUUGGGAUCAUGAAGGGUGGCUCCAAGGAGUAUUGGUUUGUCCUGACAGCGGAGAACCUCUCCUGGUACAAGGAUGAUGAGGAGAAGGAGAAGAAGUAUAUGUUACCAGUGGAUAACCUGAAACUGCGAGAUGUUGAGAAGGGGUUCAUGUCCAGCAAGCACAUCUUUGCUCUCUUCAACACUGAACAGAGGAAUGUUUACAAGGACUACCGGCAGCUGGAGCUGGCCUGUGAGACCCAGGAGGAGGUGGAUAGCUGGAAGGCUUCCUUCCUUCGUGCAGGAGUCUACCCAGAGCGUGUUGGGGACAAGGACAAAGCCAGUGAAGCGGAGGAGAAUGGAUCAGACAGUUUCAUGCACUCCAUGGACCCUCAGCUGGAGAGACAAGUGGAAACGAUCAGGAACCUGGUGGAUUCCUACAUGGCAAUUGUCAACAAAACCAUCAGAGACCUCAUGCCGAAGACAAUCAUGCACCUCAUGAUAAACAAUACCAAGGACUUUAUCCAUUCGGAGUUGCUGGCAAAUCUAUACUCCUGUGGUGACCAGAAUACGCUGAUGGAGGAAUCGGCAGAGCAGGCCCAGCGACGUGACGAAAUGCUGCGCAUGUACCAUGCCCUGAAAGAGGCCCUCAACAUCAUCGGGGACAUCAACACCAGCACUAUCAGCACCCCUAUGCCCCCACCGGUGGACGACUCUUGGCUGCAGGUGCAGAGCGUACCAUCUGGACGCAGGUCUCCUACAUCCAGCCCCACGCCACAGAGGAGAGCUCCCGCUGUUCCACCCACCAGACCUGGGUCUCGAGGCCCAGCUCCUGGACCACCUCCUGCUGGUGGGUCCACGCUGGGUGGUGCCCCCCCUGUGCCCUCCAGGCCAGGUGCCUCUCCUGAUCCCUUUGGGCCCCCACCUCAGGUUCCUUCUCGGCCUAAUCGUGCUCCUCCUGGUGUUCCCAGAAUCACUAUCAGUGACCCCUGAGGACUGGCAGCCACGCAGAAGGGGCCCUGCCUCACCUACUCGACCUACCAUAAUCCGACCGGCUGAACCGUCCCUCUUAGAUUUAUAACUUGAGGCUGUAGACAGCUGGCGACGAAUGCCGUGCUGGCGGCUUCCCCAUUCCACCCUCCCUUCCACAGCCACAGUCACUCCUUUCAUCCAUCCCACAUCUCUGCCUCCCACCACCCCUUCCUGGUGUGUCGUAAAACACUAGCCUAGUGAUCGAGCUCUUCGUCUUCACUCGUACGUCCUGUAUUGCUUUGUGAGCGUAGAGUAGCCUUCAUUCAGUGGCAUGGAUCCCUGAAGUACACAGGCUCCUUGGAAAGAUCAGCCGCAGGGACGUCCUUAAGUCCAAGUGGUGGCUGUCCGUCCAGUAAUUUCAUCUGCCUGGUCUAGCCUGGAUAAGUGUCCUGCCUGCAUCAGUUAGCUGUAGCACCUAGGACUGAUCUGUAGCUAUUUUCUUUUUUUGUAGUUAAGACGACAAAAGUGUGACUUAGAAGAAAAACACUGUCAAAACAUGUGACACCAUUAGGAACAGAUUAAAUGUCCUGUGUAUUAGUUUGACUUCUAAGGUGCAAAAAUUCAUGUUGGGAACAGUGCAAUCAACCUUAUAUCUAAGUGAGGCAGGGAGAUCAAGAAAGGGGGGAACUCAAUGGAUCGGCAUAGUCCUGCUAGAGUGAAGUCUGAGAUAGCGUGCACACACCUCAGCGUGCAGGGAGCACAUGGACCUGCUCGCACUCAGCUCCCCAAAAGAGCUGGGGAAAUCCUGCUGGUGACGCACUGGCUCCUGCCAGCAGUUGUCUUGCAUCAUCAUUUUUGGCUGACUUUCCUGAAACCAGCAGGGAGAGGGGAAUAGAUAUGCUGCUCCCCCCUUGCAAAUGGACAACCAAACGUUUUCAGGGAGCUUGCUGUGUAAUGUUUUGUUGAAAAUAUUUCUGCUUUGAAUAAGCACAUCUUUCAGUGUUUUUUGGGUACUGUGGUGACUUCUUCCGUAGCCUUUUCUUCUUGCAUGUGGAUGGUACGUGUUUGGGGAAACUUGUAACCGUUGUUGAUCGCAACUCAUCUUCUUAAGGUUUGGUUUUUACUUUUCAUGCUACAUGUAUUAAAA